This is a messenger RNA of Trichoderma virens Gv29-8, 1356 nucleotides long. RefSeq lists its product as uncharacterized. The transcript has a single exon. Lineage: Eukaryota; Fungi; Ascomycota; Sordariomycetes; Hypocreales; Hypocreaceae. The record is from RefSeq and is a predicted model, not a curated record. Bases 1 to 1356 code for a protein of 451 amino acids.
AUGGGCCCCCCCAAGACGAGGGGCCUUAGGGCGCGGCAAAGUCGCAGCCGCUUUCACGAGGGUUCUAUGAAUGACCGCGUAUCUGCCGUACCACCAAGCCAGUUUCUCGGGCCCGAAGAGCUAGAGUCGCUGGAACGACCGCUAGAGGUAGAGCUAGAGCAGCAUCAGUACAACCUGCGAAGCUCGCGCCGAUCUCAAGACACCACCCGCCAGCUUCAGCUGUUCAUGUCUCGGCAAGCCCCAAGCAUCGCGCCCAGCUUCGCACCGAGUGUUGCGCCCAGCGUCGCUCCCAGCAUCGCACCAAGCACCGCCACCUCACCGAAAAAGGGCGUGCUGGGUCAAGUAUGGGAGGGUGUUCGGGGUCGAUUUAAGCUCAAGAAGGACCCCCCGUCCUCGCCCGAGCAGAAGAAGCAGCCAGAAUCCCCGAAGAAGUCACCCCCAGGUGUUUUCGACGACAGGCCCACUAGGGAAGAGGCCUUGGCGAGUUACCACUUGCUGGUUGAAGCAGGCUUCUUCACCACUCAUGCCAUUCAAUCCACGCGACAGCCGCCUCCUCCUGGUUUUUUACGGCAACGGCCUGCUACCAGCCACCAGGCGCUCUCAUCAGUGACAACGCCUCCGCCCAAGCUGACGCCUCUCGAGGCACCCCCUUCUUUGCCUCCACCGCCAAAGUGGCCGCUCAACUCUACGCCCAUAACGCCGAAGAGCAAUAGGACGUCAUUAUCUGCGGUGACUCCAGCUAGUGCCGAUUCUAGAGGUACCAAGCGGACGGCAAACGAAGGCAACACUGAUAUCCAGAUCCAUCAGGACGAGCCUCCGAGAUCGCCGAGAUCAGCACGUACCAGGGGCAAGAAGAUUCGUAAGACGGCUUCCAAGGAUUUUGGCAUUCCCAUUCUCCGCACCGCCAGAUCUCGGCGGAAGCUCAAGGGCACUCGGGCAUCCGGUCGGAAGAGCCCAGCCAAUGGUAGCCAUACACCCGUGGUAAUCCACCACUAUCACAGCACGUCGAGCCGGGACUCUAGACACAGCAAGCGGUCUUCUCACCUGCUAUGCGCAACUUCGCCCUCCUCAUCUGCGGCAUCAUCUCCCCGCAACUCCUUCGACUCCGCGUCGUCGGCCAGAGAGAGUGGCGAAAGCGUCUAUAGCGUGCGGGCUAUCGGCUCGGGCUCCAAGAGCUCCCGGGGCCUUAGACCGAGAAAAGUCGCUCCCGCUGCUACAUCUGCGCCUGCUCAGGAUGCCCUCAAGGUGGUUCCUAAUGCGAAUCGAGGGAUUCCCAUUGUCCCAUCUAUUCCCGCCAAAUAUACCUUUGGAGAAGAUCGAGAAAAUGGACAGCCCUGGCGGGGGCUGAGACGGUGA